Molecule: messenger RNA, 1583 nt
Organism: Pisolithus orientalis
Lineage: Eukaryota; Fungi; Basidiomycota; Agaricomycetes; Boletales; Pisolithaceae
Exons: 5
Coding region: 214-1299 (361 amino acids)
Source: RefSeq, a predicted model, not a curated record
AGCGGAGUGUCUACGGAGUGGAACUGUGUGUCCUUCGUCGUAAUUGGUAGCCUUAAUGGAACGGAUGAACGAAUGUAGUAAUUUGGGAGAAAAGCACGCGGGCACAAUCGGAGCAGACGUCACUAGGACCCUAUCUUGCCACCUGCCCCUAUUCCGUCUAACACUCGUACGGUCAGGGGUUCAUUCAAGUUUGCCUCCCUUCCGACGUCUAUCAUGAUCUCCAAUGAGGAGUGGGCUGCACGCCGCCGUGAUACUUAUGCACGACUACUAGUGCACGCAGAACCAGAGCUAGGGUAUCCCCUUUGGCUCACGACACCCACCGAAAAGUUAGCUCCCAAGUACCCCCACAAAGACAUUCAAAUCGGUGAUGUAGGCAUCGUCACGCCACAUGGGAACUUCGAUGUCUUCUUCAACAUAUGUCUCCCUGAAAACCACCCAAUGCACCAUCAAUACGGUGUUCCAGAAGGAUUUGAGCAGAUAAAGCUUUCUGAGAAAGACGUCGAGAUCAUUCAAGAUCCAGAUUACCGCGGCUGUAUAGUCACCGCACAGAGUUUCUCAGGGGCAAACCUUGAGAUCAAUGUGACUGGUGCGAAUCCUAAUAUCGUGAAGGUCAAGGGUGGCAUGGACACAGAGGUUGCAGUCCUAGCAGUUCCAAUUACAGGCGCAGACAAGCAUGACCUUUGCGAUACCUCUGUUUUCCAAAUGGCAGCGAUGCGGAUGGGUGAGACGUGGUAUGAGUUUGCACUGAACAAAUUAGGGUGGACGACCAUGGGUCAUGACUCGCUCUACCUUAUCACGGGGUAUCACAAGGUGGUUACCCGGGGGGUCGACGCUGUCCCCAGUGCAACCACAAGGCUGAACAUUGACGUGCAGUACAAGUCGGAUGGUACUGCCACUGUGAAUCACGAAUGGGGGUCCCGGCCUCUGGGGAGCACUGGCGAUUGUCGACGUUUCGAGAAUGGUGGUGUUAUUGCGACCGGCCAGGGUUCUCGAGGCCAAGCCAACGCACAGAAAACUUACGCCAUUUCCGUGCGGGGAUUCAAAAUUGCGAUCAACGAGAAGACAUUCCAUUCUUUGCUCCCGUCCCCGUCACCUUCCAAAGGAACAGGUCCAAUCCAUUCCACCAUUCCUUCAUCACUCCAGUACAGGCCUCCCAUUCGAAGGAUUUACCAUCCUCUGGAUAAAAUUAAUAGUAUACUGCUAAACCAGACACGUCACUGUGAGAUAGUGGUGACACACGACAAUAUGUGGAAAGACAUAGUCCAAGAGGUAUGUAUGCCCAACUUACCACCAAAGUGAUUGCUUUCUACUCUUCCACCCAGCUCCCAUCGAUUCGCAGUCGCUCGCGUCGUGUGAUGGCAGCUAUCAAGAAAAGAGGAUACGCGGUCUCUGAGUUCCAUGUCGGUACUUACAACUGCGCAUAUUUUACAAAAUGCGGAGAAAAUGGCCCAACGCAUUCCAGUGACCAGGGUUUCACUCAUUUAUUCAAAGUGAGCUGUGCAGUGGCGAAUUUGGUUCGUCUGGUCAUGAAAAAGGAGAAGAAUAAGCCGAAGUAUAUUGAUGAUGAGGAGAAAACAGACAAA